This is a messenger RNA of Dermochelys coriacea (leatherback sea turtle), 2004 nucleotides long. It is a transcript of the gene TMEM39B, whose product is annotated as transmembrane protein 39B. The record is from RefSeq and is a predicted model, not a curated record. The transcript has 8 exons. Bases 1 to 1845 code for a protein of 614 amino acids. Gene Ontology annotation, cellular component: membrane. NCBI's taxonomy places the organism in Eukaryota, Metazoa, Chordata, Testudines, Dermochelyidae.
AUGCAGCGCCGCGAGGACCCCGCCGCCCGGCUGGGCAGAGCCCCGGGCCCCGCCGCCAGGCCAGGGGCGCCGGGGCCCCGGCGGCCGCCCCGCGGGGGAGCCCGGGGGGCCGGGGCCCAGCCGCCGCCGCUCCUCCCGCCCGCCGCGACCGCCGCCGCCUCCCAGACCCCCACCGCCGCCCCCACCCCGCUCCUGCCCGGGGCCACCGUCAAGAUGGAGCCCGAGAACAAGUACCUGCCUGAGCUCAUGGCCGAGAAGGACAGUCUGGACCCGUCCUUCACCCACGCCAUGCAGCUGCUGACGGCAGACACCGGCUGGGGCGCCCGGUCCUUCCCCCUCCCGCUGGCAUGGGGCAACGGGGCUGGGAGCGGGCGAGGGGACCCGCCCUUCCCCGAGGCCGCGAUGGGCGGAGGAGCGGGGCGGCUGCGGGACGAGGGCCGCGGCGUCUCCGUCCCGGCCGGCCCCGCUCUUUGUUCGACGCUCAGCGCGGCUCUCCCGGCUGCGCCCCGAGCGCGGAAGGUGCCCCCGGGGGGUCGGAUCCCCGUGGAGCAGGGAAGCCCGGGGACUGGCUGCCAUGAGGUUGUCCUGCCGGACGCUUCUCUCCCUUCGGGCCCUUCUCCUUCUCGCAACCGAUUGGUCUUCGUGCCGGGAGGUGGGGCAGAGGCCCGGGAGUGGCUCUGCUGCCUGGAGCAAAAUGGAAGAGUUUCCUUUUUGUCAUUGCAGAACUUUCAUCUCAUUGACUUCAACGUGCUGACAGUGACGACAAUCGUCUUAGCGCGCAGGCUGAUUGGUGCCAUUGUGAAGGAGGCUUCACAAAGCGGGAAAGUCUCACUGCCACGCUCCAUUUUCCUUGUGAUUACUCGGUUUGCGGUCCUCACUGGGACAGGCUGGAGCCUGUGCCGGUCAAUAAUUCACCUUUUCAGAACCUACUCGUUCCUCAAUCUCUUGUUCCUGUGUUACCCGUUCGGUAUGUACAUUCCUUUUCUCCAGUUGAACUGUGACUUUCGGAAGACGGCCCUCUUCUCCCAAGUGGCUAACAUUGGCCCCCGAGAGACAGGGGACGUGAACUCCAGGGGUAAAGACUAUCUAACAGUUUUAAAGGAGACCUGGAAGCAGCAUACCAGGCAAAUGUAUGGCAUGGAAGCCAUGCCCACCCAUGCGUGCUGCCUCUCUCCAGACCUGAUCCGCAAUGAGGUGGAGUAUUUGAAGAUGGACUUUAACUGGAGGAUGAAAGAGGUGCUGGUGAGCUCCAUGCUCAGUGCCUAUUAUGUGGCCUUUGUGCCUGUCUGGUUUGUGAAGAACACUCAGUACUAUGACAAACGGUGGUCAUGUGAGCUGUUCCUGCUGGUGUCCAUCAGUACGUCUGUGAUUCUGAUGCAGCAUCUCUUGCCUGCCCGCUACUGCGAUCUCCUCCACAAAGCUGCAGCACACCUGGGCUGCUGGCAGAAGGUCGAUCCUGCCCUAUGCUCCAAUGUGCUACAGCAUCAGUGGACGGAAGAAUGCAUGUGGCCACAGGGGGUGCUGGUGAAACACAGCAAGAACGUGUACAAAGCUGUGGGCCAUUACAAUGUGGCUGUGCCAUCUGACGUCUCUCACUUCCGCUUUCAUUUCUUUUUCAGCAAACCGCUGAGGAUCUUGAACAUUUUAAUUCUGCUGGAAGGAGCUGUCAUCUUCUACCAGCUCUACUCACUGAUCUCGUCAGAGAAGUGGCACCAGACCAUCUCGCUGGCUCUUAUCCUCUUCAGCAAUUAUUACGCCUUCUUUAAGCUGCUGCGUGACCGGCUGGUACUGGGAAAAGCUUACUCGUACUCUGCCAGCAGAGACUCAGAGCAGAAGUUCAAUUAAAUCGCAUUGCUGCUCAGCUUGUAUUACAAAAAAAAACCUUAAAAAACAAACAAAAAAAAAACCACAAACAACCUCAGAGCUUUGUAUUUUUGUUACCACUGCUUUUUUCUUUGAUAACUGAUGUAAUUAAAAGGAAAAAACAUAUUUUUGUACUCCCAA